UUUUCUGGUUUUUGGAUGGUAAUACAACAUUGAAUCAAGCCGAUUUGCUAGACAUACCUUGUAUACUUUUUUAAAUGGAAAAUGUGACCAUUAGCAGUUUAGCAUUUGAGCCAUGGUGGUUCCUAUAAGUUUCUAUGAAUUGGUAAAUUGGCUAAUAAUACUAAUUUAUGCAAAAUUGCUUCUUAAAUGUCAAGAAAAAAAAUCUCUACAAGACUUUAAAUUUGCCAGGAUUGUAAAAUAUUUUUAAAAAAUGUAUAUGAUAAAAGAAAAAUCUCAUUUGUUAGCCAUAUAUUUGAGCUAAGAGGUUCAAGUGACUGCUUCUUAAUUUUAGAUUUGAAUGCAAAAUGUGAGGGAACCUUUCCUGGUGUUUUCUGAAACAAUUUUUCCUAUAAUAACUAAAAUUGUUAAAGUAUCCUUCAGAGCUUCUUUAUGUAUUAAAGACUUAAUAUAUUCCCAUAAAAUUUUCUAUGACACAUGGUAAAAAAAUGUCCUUACUGAUUCCAUUUUUCACUCAUAACUUGAUGGGUAUCCCUUUAAAAAAAAUUCCUAAGAAAAAAAUGUUGAUUAAAUUCUUAGUUGUCCGAAUCGUUCUAGAUAUGAUAGUUAGUCAAUUGAUAGCAAUUAAUGUUGAUGUUACUGUUAGUCUGUGAAAAACAUGUCCUUACAAUAUACUAAACUGUCCUUAGAAAAAGAAGAGAAAAAAAAAAGUUUUCAUUAAGAAUCAAUUUAGGAUCAUGACAUUAGCUAAGGUUCACUAUAUUUUUCUUGGGGACAUAUAUUCUUUGCAAUUGGCCACUUCUAAAAAGGCAAUGCCCCACUAUUUUAUGGAAUUUGUUGGAAAGAAGAGAGAAAAAGAUGGUGGGGAUUAUGCUUUCUUAUGUCAGAUGUAAAAUCCAUUUUAUGUGAUGCGAGGAGCCGAAGUUGCCUUAUUCUGCAUGCAUUACGUCAAAUUUGUAUAUCUUUAGAUUUUUGUCUCAAUUGAAAAGUAAUGUAAAUAAGAGCACGAGUCAACUAUGAGAUUAAGACGACAUAAGUUAAAAAAAUUUCUAUUCGCUUGGUCGAUGUUUAUAUAUGAAAAGCAAUGUAAAUUAGAGCAUGAGUCAACUUUGUUGAGAAUGAGAACCUACUACCUCUGUUUCUUAUUAUGUACAUCAAAGGGGUAUUUAUUUGUGAGACAUAAAAUAUUUUUUUGUUGCACAUAAUAAGAAAUGCAUGUAGUGUAUGUAUUUUCUUGUUUAAGCCUUAAAUGUUUUGCAUUUUACAUAACCGAAUUUCACAUAAAAAGUAUACGUUUUCAUCAGAUGCAAGAUGCAACAUAGGUUUGCAAUCUUCUGUACAAUGUAACAUUACACGCUAAAUUUUAUUGAAGAAUUUACCAAUAUGUGACCAUGUGUGACCCAAAUUUGACAUAUUUUUUCAUCAAAAGUUCAUUAAUGUCACACUAGUAUUUCAUAUUAAGUAUUUAAUAACUAACAAGAUUGAGUCAACGUGAAUAUAAACAUAACACUUUCACUUGCUCUGUUAGCCUUAAUAUAAUGGUGCGAAUCACUGGGGCAACUGUGAAGUUGAGGCACUCACUUUGCUCCAUGAGGCACUAAGGUCAGUGCCUCCGUGAGAGGCAUGCUAUGCAUGUCUUUUUCAAUUAAGCAGCCAAUUCUUAGCUAAUGGAACCCAAUUGAGGCUGAAUGUCCUCUAAUAGCACACUUAAUUGACAAAGAUGUAUGUCCUUCAAGGUGCAAGCUUGAAUUGUUAAUUCUGCACAUAGCUGGACAGGCCUCUCGCUGUAUAAUCCAAAUUGAUAGAAGAAUGUAAAAUUAUGAUAAAUCUUGCAUUGUAUCUCAUAAGAUUUAUAAAUGAUCAACUACAUCCUGGUUCAAAAAAUACUAAAGAUUAAGAUAAUGUCAUGUUUGAUACAUUCUCAUGUAUGUUACUAUUUCUCUUUCUAUAUUGAAGAUAUCUUAGGAGGAUCAAUUCCAAAUAUGAUAGGUACGCUAAGUCACAAUAUGUUCUGUUCACUGCAUCUAAAUAAGAAUGACAAAUGCAGAAACAGUACAUCUUAGAUCAGCUUUCUCUAAUCCCAUAUUUUCCGCGCUCUUAAUUUUCUUUUGGCUCUUCGAGUUCAAUUGAGUUAAAGUUUUAACGAUAAACAUCCACGUGUCUGCUAAAAGAAAGAGCUUUGUGCUGCUCGAGUAUUUGAUUUAGGAGAAGAUCAAAUGAAAGAGGACUUUCUAGUGGAGUUCUAGAGCGUGGCUCAUCAUUAUUCUGUUAACUCUUUAGGUGUUGCGAAGUCAAUUUUCUAGAUGCCCUUUGUUUUUUUCUUGUGUCAUAGUGAAAUUAUUCAAUAGGACAAAUGUCCUUGUUUCUUUACGGAAUAUGAAGAACAUAGACGAUGUAAAGGGUCAUUUUCGAGUACAAUUUGUGGAUCAAAAAGAGAAAAUAGAAAGUUCUCUUUUUGUUAAAAGUCUUGGAACUUAUCCUUUUAACAGUAUCAGUUCUUGCAUGCAGAUAUGAGUUGCGUCACCUUAGAAAUAGCUUAUAAAUAGACCUGUGCUCUAAGCAUUUUCCUCAUCUCAAACCUUGAGUCUCUUCUACAACUAGUGUCAUAAAAGCUCUCUGUAUUUCAGCUUUUUCAUCACCAACUCAUCUCCCAAACAAAGGAAUUUCCUUCAAAGAUAAUGGAGGUUGUGAAGGGUUUGGUGCAAGACAGGCCUGUGGUUAUUUUCAGUAAGACUAGUUGUCCUGUGAGCCACUCGAUGAGACAGCUUAUCAGUGGCUUUGGCGCUAAUCCUACUGUAUAUGAAAUUGAUCAAAUGCCUAAUGGACGGGAAAUUGAGAGAGUUCUGCAGAUGAUGGGACGCAGACCUAGCGUACCAUCCAUCUUCAUUGGUGGAAACUUUGUAGGUGGACCUAAUGAUGUGAUCACCCUUCAGGUUCAAGGUAGACUGGUACAAAUGCUGAUGGAUGCCGGAGCUAUUUGGGUCUGGAAUAGAAACUAACUUAUCCAGGAUCAGCAAUUAGAAGUAGAAUAAGGGAAGUUUUAGGUUAUAUUAUGGAGAGGACUUAAAUAGGAAAUAAUGCGUCUUCUGCAGUGCCUUGUUUUUCUAAGCACAAUUAUAUUUGGUGACUGAAAAUUAGUGUUUUUCAGUGACAUAGUCUUAUUCUCCUUCUGCCAAAAAAAAAAGAAGAGUAAAUCCUCUGAGUAAAUGCUUGUCCUUUGUUAUUGAGUCAAAUACUAGUGAAAGCUGCAUUCUCAUUUUGACAAUGCACUCUUCUGUACCUUAUUACCUGUCUUGAUUUACUGUAAUAAAAUGCUAGACUGGGAUUCAGUUGCU
This is a messenger RNA of Chenopodium quinoa (quinoa), 3332 nucleotides long. RefSeq names its product monothiol glutaredoxin-S6-like. Bases 2676 to 2996 code for a protein of 106 amino acids. The record is from RefSeq and is a predicted model, not a curated record. The transcript has a single exon. Lineage: Eukaryota; Viridiplantae; Streptophyta; Magnoliopsida; Caryophyllales; Amaranthaceae.